CUCGCGGCCAGCAAGCGAACACGCGCGAGAUGGGAAGACGCAAGCGCGACUUGUCCGAGCUGCCCACGGACACCGAGGAGGUCUUGCCUGCCGAGAGUCCGUCCAUUCUGGGGGGCAUGCUCAGUCUGGACGACGAAAUGCGACAGAAACCGGCGUUAAAGUCGCCCCGCAAGUCGCACAUCCCUAUUUAUGACCCUGCAAGAGAACCAUCGCCAAACAAGUCCAAGCCCCCCCAUCCGCCCAAACGAAAAUCCUCUUCUACUCUACCCGCUCCCAAAGAAAACGAAGCCAACAGAGACGCAAUACUACUCGAAGACAGCGUGUUUGUGCCCACCACCUCGCACGACGACGACGACAAAGAUGACAAUGAUCCUGCAAAACCAGUCGCAGUCCGUCUCGACUUUCCCAACAGCGUGACUGGAGCGCCGCCGGCACAAUUGGUCGAGUCCCGGCCAUCACCGCGAAAGACUAAGGCACCGCAUGGCCAUACUUCAAGUCACAAAGCAUGCCCGGCAGGUUCGCACCCUGUACACGCCAUAGCCAACAUGUCCCAGCCCACUAAAGAUUCAAGCCCUGGCGAGACGGUCGACGCCGCCGCCACUGUUGACAACCCUGAUGGCUUCGACGUCACUGACUAUGACGGAGAGAUUGCCAUCGUGAUCAAAGAGUUGGAGGCACUGAAUCUCCUCCACAAACAACUCAUGGAAGCCAAGGGCAAGCCAAAACAACAUCACGACCGCCAGGAGGAUUCGAGUGGAGACGUUGUGUCAACCGACGAAAGUCCCGCUACCACGGAGUCCAUUCCCCAAGCGCAUUCCCAGCCAAAAAGCCCACGCCAUGUGAGAACACUUUCCCACAAGGACGCGAACGAGAAAUCAACGAUUUCGCCAGUUCAAGCCAAGUCCCCAAAGAAAACCCGCCACUCGAAACAUCCCGAUGCGGCGCCUCCGGCAGCAUUGCCGCCCCUAACUGCAUACCCAUUGGCGGCCGUGCAAGAUGCCUAUCCGUGGAGCAAGUUUAUGCUGCAGCAGAUGCACCAACAAUUGCUACAGAGCCCGCACCAUGUCCAUGGCGCGUCGACGCCCGUCGUGUACGUUCCAAUCCUAAACCCCGCGUACAUGGCCGAAGUCAAGCACUCCCCAGCCGACAAGCAUCUGCAGCCACCGUCGCCGCCCACACCGACCAUUGCCACAUCGCCAUCGAAAGCCCCGGACCAUGUCGCUCCAGUUGAAACCACGGCGCCAGUUGCCGCAACGUCCCCAUCCAAACCCAUCGUUGUCAAACCGCGACCGGGCAAGAAAGCAAGCCCAAAACGACCUCCCGUCGUGAAGAAGCACACGUCCAGAGACCUAGUCUUCCCCCGGUAGUCGUUCGCCGCGUAUGUAUAGAUAACGACUCAAUGAAACGAACAUUCGUUUCUCGGUCAA
Molecule: messenger RNA, 1427 nt
Organism: Aphanomyces invadans
Lineage: Eukaryota; Oomycota; Saprolegniomycetes; Saprolegniales; Verrucalvaceae
Exons: 3
Coding region: 30-1367 (445 amino acids)
Source: RefSeq, a predicted model, not a curated record